Colius striatus (speckled mousebird) is the source of this 2939-nucleotide messenger RNA. RefSeq names its product protein tyrosine phosphatase domain containing 1 (gene PTPDC1). The record is from RefSeq and is a predicted model, not a curated record. Bases 338 to 2542 code for a protein of 734 amino acids. Gene Ontology annotation, molecular function: protein tyrosine/serine/threonine phosphatase activity. Gene Ontology annotation, biological process: protein dephosphorylation; cilium assembly. Lineage: Eukaryota; Metazoa; Chordata; Aves; Coliiformes; Coliidae. The transcript is spliced from 10 exons.
CAGCGGAGCGGCGGCCGGGUGCGGCGGGAGCCAGAUGGGUCCGGCGCCUCCCCGCAUCUGCAGCCGCUCGCCCUCUUUCCUUCGCCUCCAGCCCGUCGCCGUCGUCCCACUCCCGCUGUAACUCCGGGGCCCCGCCCCCGUUGCCACGGCAGCGCGGCCCCUCUGCGGAGAAGCGGCCAUUCCACACACAUCCCGCCCCCCGUGACCGGAGAGCUCCCGCGCCCGGGGGAGACCCGGUGGCUCGGGCGCGUCCUGGGCCUCAGGUCUCUUGGGUGCGAGCGGCGGCCCCGGGGGACUGCCUCUUCCCGCCAUGCCCGCCCCUGGCUGAGGUACUGCCAUGGCUGCAGGAGUUCUGCUGCAAAAUGAACUGCCAUAUUCUUCCUUGCUAGAGAGCAGUCUGUACCUUGCAAACAUGAGCUCAGGAAGUUCAAGGCGUCCCACAGCAAAAUACACAAAAGUAGGGGAGCACCUUCGCCAUGUCAUUCCUGGCCACAUGCAGUGCUCCAUGGCGUGUGGGGGACGUGCCUGCAAAUAUGAAAACCCAGCUCGGUGGAGUGACCAGGAACAAGCCAUUAAAGGGCUCUACUCGUCUUGGAUAACAGACAACAUACUGGCUAUGGCUCGACCCUCAACUGAAUUAAUUGAGAAGUACAACAUUAUUGAACAGUUUGAAAGAUGUGGCAUAAAAACCAUAAUUAACCUUCAGCGUCCUGGGGAGCAUGCGAGCUGUGGGAAUCCACUGGAACAAGAAAGCGGCUUCACCUACCUUCCUGAAGCUUUUAUGGAGGCUGGAAUUUAUUUUUAUAAUUUUGGAUGGAAGGAUUAUGGAGUGGCAUCUUUCACUACUAUACUUGAUAUGGUAAAGGUCAUGGCUUUCGCCUUGCAGGAAGGGAGGGUAGCUGUGCACUGCCAUGCAGGACUUGGGCGGACAGGUGUCCUAAUAGCUUGCUAUUUAGUUUUUGCAACAAGAAUGAGUGCUGAUCAAGCAAUUCUUUUUGUCAGAGCAAAAAGGCCUAAUUCUAUUCAAACUAGAGGGCAGUUAUUAUGCAUCAGAGAAUUCACUCAGUUUUUGGUUCCUCUGAGAAAUGUAUUUGCGUGCUGUGAGCCCAAGGCACACACAGUGACACUGUCCCAGUACCUGACCCGUCAGAGACAUCUGCUCCAUGGUUAUGAGAGUAGGCAUCUCAAACACGUGCCAAAACUUAUUCAUCUGGUUUGCAAAUUGUUGCUAGACUUGGCAGAAAACAGACAAGUGAUAGAGGCAGAGCUGUUAGAUAUACCAGAUCUCUCAGCUGAAAUUGAAAAGACUGUUUCUCAGUUGUUCUCCACACAGCUAGACAGAGAACUCUCCAGGCAGGACAGUGAUGUGUCAGAAUCGUCCCACACCCACUCAUCCACUUCUGAGACCCAGGAUUCUCUUUUCUCCCUGGGACAUGAACGUGAUCUCCUUUGGAAAAGAGGCAAUGUCGAAUGCCUUCAGCCUCUUACUCAUCUGAAAAGGCGUUUAAGCUAUAGUGACUCAGAUUUAAGGAGAACCGAGUUUCUUUUAGAACAAGGAGAAACUGCAUGGACAGUACCUGCUCAGAUAUUACUGUGCAACAAGCAGAACAGUGGUGAGGAGUGUUCUGCCACAGGGGAGCAAAAGCAACAGUUGGAUUUAAACAAAGAAGCUUUAGUGCGUAACACGUGUGUGUUCUGGAGUCAAGGUAAAUUCAGUUUGGAUGGACAAAAAGAUGGAUCCUCACUGUAUCACAGAAGGAACUCUACCAAAGAAGUACAACGCAGCAGAACCUUUUCCUCAGGUCUAGCAACUCUCCACAAUACCAGGGAACCUGGAAUGCCAAGGCAUAAUUUUACCAAUGAGAUUGGUCAUAGAAAAGACGACAAGACUAAUAUGUAUAGCAGAAGAGUCUAUGCCUCUGAGGACUCCGAUUCUUCUUCUAAAGUGAACUUUUCUAUCGGAUGUGAAAGCCAAGGGAGCAAAGAUGUGUCAGAAGCCAUUCCACACAUUGUUCUGCAGUCAGAGUUAAGUCUGGAAGCCCGAAGAGUUUUGGCAGCAAAAGCACUUGCAGAUAUCAAUGAAUUUCUGGGAGAGGAUGAAGUGAAGCAGAAGGUGGAAAUGUGGCAGAAAGAACUGAAUUCACGAGAUGGAGCUUGGGAUAAAAUCUGUACCGAGAGAGAUCCUUUUAUCCUCUGUAGCUUGAUGUGGUCCUGGAUAGAGCAGCUGAAAGAACCUGUUAUAUCCAAAGAUGAUAUUGACAUGCUGGCAAAAAAUUGCACAGAAUCACAGGAUGCACUUUACUUACUGAAAAAGGAACAGUGUCAGACUAUCCUUUGUAUCUUACACUGUGUGGUGAACUUGCAGAUGCUACCAUCUGAUGUGGAGGAGGCCUUACUUGCUCGUGCUAUUAAAGCUUUCACUAAGACAAACUUCGAUUCUGAAAAUGGACCAUAUGUUUACAAUACCUUGAAAAAAGUAUUUAAACAAGCACUGGAAGAUAAAAGAAAAAAGCUUAAGGAAGGAACAGAGAAUCCCUCUUGAUUUCUGCACACCUGCGCCGAAGAAUUAGAUGGGCCUACCAAAUCACUUUGCAUUUUCCAGCUACUAUAAUUUGUGCUCUCUGGCAUGAUUUACCUAACUCUAGGUAACAGUCAUUAUUAACAAAGCAUUUUAUCUUUUUAGAGGGAGUUUUACUGAGAGUUGUUCUAUCUACACAGUGCUAAACAACAGCUCCCAUGUGACCGCACUGCGGCAGUUGGUUUCAGGUUCUGUGCUUUUGUAUCCCAACUGUUCUCUUCAAAUGUAUUUAUUGAUUUAGAAUCCUCUGCCAUUGACAAGCAACAUCACUUUCAGAAUACAAGAUUGCCACAAGUUCAGUGCCAUGGUUUGCAAAGAUGUAAUGGAUGGAGUUGCUAUUUGUGUAUUACAGAUGUUUACA